Messenger RNA from Lolium perenne, 2929 nucleotides. RefSeq names its product protein FAR1-RELATED SEQUENCE 5-like. Gene Ontology annotation, molecular function: zinc ion binding. The record is from RefSeq and is a predicted model, not a curated record. NCBI's taxonomy places the organism in Eukaryota, Viridiplantae, Streptophyta, Magnoliopsida, Poales, Poaceae.
CCAAAUCCACCCUGAAACCCUAGCUCCUACCUUCUUCCUCCUCACGACGGCUACAGAUCUCACCUCCAUUGCUGCCAGGAGAGGUUCUACCAACUCUUCUACCAAGAGUACCACCAUUGCUGGAGGACAAACUUCUUCCAGCAAGACAGGAAUAUACAUCUACCUCCUCCAAAGUUCAUCAAAGAAACCCACCUUCUCCAUCCACCUACCAGUACUUCUACAAGAUCUGAAGAAAAAGGAUUCUGGGAACAAACCUGGGUAGAUCUGAAGAAAAAAUCUGGGGACAAAGAACCUGGAGAUAUGGAUCCAAAAUGUUCUACAGGAGCACUAGAUCUAAAUGAACCAGCAAUUGAAGGUGACAGGGUAAUCGAAGAUGUCAGUUUGUUCCAUGAUUUGCAAAUAGAAGUAACAGGCAGCAUACAAAGGACCUUGAGCAACCCAGAUGUGACCAAAAGCUCAGAACAUAGCAAGCAUGCAAGUGGAAGCUACACUGGUGCUUCUGCUGACACAAACCCAGAAACUGCUGAAACACUAUCAACUGAUGAUUCCGGCGGUGAUGAAGAUGAGGGUGAAGUCCAGUCAACACCAUGCAGCCAAACUGAAGUUGAAACCCCUUUCAAAGGGAAGGUCUAUGAUUCAUGGGAGGAUGCGAAGAUGCAGUACAACCGAUAUGCUAAGAAGAUUGGGUUUUCCAUCAAAUGCAGUACAUCCAAGGUUUCGAAAAUUGAUGAUCAAAGAGACAAACAGUUAUUUGUUUGCAACAAGAGUGGAAAAAAUGAAGACAUCAAUAAGUUAGAAGCACCACCUGUUAGGCAAAGGAACAGAAGCAUCACCAAGAAAACUGAAUGCAAAGCCAGAUUGAGAAUUAAAAGGAGAGGAACAAAGUGGUAUGUCACAUACUUCAUUGAAGAACACAAUCACAAUUUGGUGAAGAAGUUUUCCUUGAAAAAGUAUUUGAGAUCUCACAAAGGAAUACCUAAGGAAGAGAAGGAUUUUGUUCAGCUCUUGCAUAAGGUGAAUCUAUCUGCUGGCAGGGUAAUGAGGAUUAUGGGAGAGGUCUAUGGCGGUCUCGCAAAUGUACCCUAUGACAGUAAGGAUGUGAGCAACUUCAUGGCUAAAAUAGAUGAAGAACACACGCACAAAGACAUGUCCCUGUUGCUAGCUCACUUUGCAAGGAUAAAAAAAGAAGACCCAGAUUUCUACUUCAACAUACAUACAGAUCAUGCGGACAAAGUGGACCGCAUAUUCUGGGUAGAUGGGCCAGCGAUUGCUGCUUACAAAAAUUACAGUGAUUGCCUCUCAUUCGACAGCACCUACAUGACCAAUAUGUACAAUAUGCCUUUUGCACCAUUCAUUGGAAUCAAUAGGUACUGUCAAACAAUCCAGCUAGGAUGUGGGUUCCUAAAGAAUGAGAACAUCGAGAGUUUUGUCUGGUUGUUUCAGGAGUUUCUUGAGGCUAUGGGUGGUCUGCAGCCAGAUAACUUCAUAACUGAUCAAGACGCGGCAAUGAGAACUGCAGUUCUCGAAGCAUUUCCAAAUUGCUGUCACAGAAAUUGUAGGUGGCACAUUAUGCAAAAUGCGCAGGCCGUUUUGGGCAACUUCUUGUCAAAACAUGAGGAGCUAAGGACAGAGUUGAACGAAAUAAUUGAUUACAGCAUGUCGGUUGAAGAGUUUGAAACUAGGUGGGCAGAAAUGAUUACCAAACACAAUGUAGUGGACAACACCCAUAUCUAUGAUCUAUAUCAUAUUAGAGCCACUUUUGUGCCAGCCUACUUCAAAGAAAGGUUCUUUCCGUUCCUACAGACUACUGCUCGUAGUGAGGGGUUCAACGCUGUUUUGAAAACUUACAUGGACCCGCACAACAAUCUGCAUCAUUUCUUCCUUCAGUACAUGAAGUUGCAAGAAAAGAUUGAUGUAGCGGAGGAUGCAGUUGAAUUCAAGGAUGAAGACAAAACUCUUAGGGCGUGGGGAGAUUUUCCAGUUGAAGAGCAAGCCUUGCAGGUGUAUACACGGCCCAUUUACUUGCGCUUUCGUGCGGAGCUUCGUAAAGUGACAUCUUAUAAUGUACAGCAUGUUGGUCAUGAAACGUACGAUGUUAGCCCUAUCAAGAAUUAUGUUUAUGGCUAUGGCAGUAGAAGCUACAAGGUAGAGGCUAAUUUGGAAGCUGAAAAUUACAACUGCGAGUGCUGCAAGUUCAGCAGGGAUGGGUUGUUGUGCUGCCAUAUUUUUAGAGUCAUGAUGCAAUUGGGUAACAUUGACAGAAUUCCAGAGAAGUACAUCCUCAAGAGGUGGAGAAUACCAGAGGAAAUUAUCGUGGAGGAGAAAUUGGAAUUGCCAAAGGUACCACUAGACAGAAAAAUGAGUAACAAAGAAAGGCAGCAGCUACGUUAUGGAACUAUGUGCAAUGAUUUCACUAAAGUAGCCAAAAUUGCAUCAACAUCUGAUAAGGGGAAGGCGCUAGCAGAUAAAUACAUGCAAGCUUUAGAGAAAGAAUUGUUAGACAUGAAAGCUUCGGAGUCUGCUAAACGUAAGAAAAGAAAAAAUGCUACUACUGCUCAAGAUGGAGAAGGGGCAAAUGAUGGUGGGCUUGAUAGUUUUCCGCAGUUUGCUCAUGUUGAGGAUCCAGUAUAUGUUCCAAAGCAAGGUCGUCCAGCAGAGAAAAGAAAACAGUCUGGUUUGCAUUUGAAGUCAUCCAAAGUUGUCAAAUGCAGCUUAUGCGGGUCUAAUCAACACACAGCGGCUAUGUGCAACGAUAAGAUAACACCAGCGCCAGAGCCUAAAGAAUUUGACUUCUUCCGUGAAAUGGUGUAAUCACAUAAGGGAAUUCAUAUUUUGUUCAUCUUAUCAAGUACUGGUGGAUUUGUUCUUUGUGUAAAACUGAUUUUAUACAUUGCCCAAAAUGUUAAGCUAUCUGUUGCACUGGGAAUUA